ACUUUACGAAUCAUAGUUAAGUCAAUAAUUGAUCCAAAGGAGCAAAGUGAAUCUUACCAGUAAAAGUGAUUUACAAAAAAAUGCGUCAAAUAAAUUUAGAGUUAUUUAUUGUUUUGUUUGUUUUUGCCGUACUCUCAACGGUUUAUUGUGAACCAAUUGGCUUAAAUUAUCCUGGGUUCAAUUACUUGGGUCCAGGAAAUCCAGUAAAUAAUGGUCAACCUGUAAAUUCUGCCGAUACUAUUGCUCGUGAACAUGACAUAGCGUAUGAAAAUAGUAAAACCUAUGAUGAUGUUAUUAAAGCGGAUGAACGGGCCAUUACGAAAUUUUAUGUCGACUUGUGGACACCGGGUAAUAUAGUCAAUAAAAUAGGUGCAAGAGCUGGUUUUUGGAACCUCGGAAUAAAAAAUGUGGCUGAAAGGGUAAUUGGACGUACAAUAUACCCAUGGAAUAAACCAAAAGCGUAAGUGUGUCAGCUUCAUCAUAAUGUAAAGUUUAUGCGCCUUACAUAAAAUAGAUGUCAAAAACGGCUAUAAAAAAUAUGGCAAAAUAAAAAAUAUU
Chrysoperla carnea is the source of this 558-nucleotide messenger RNA. RefSeq lists its product as uncharacterized. Gene Ontology annotation, molecular function: structural molecule activity. Lineage: Eukaryota; Metazoa; Arthropoda; Insecta; Neuroptera; Chrysopidae. The transcript has 2 exons. Bases 81 to 464 code for a protein of 127 amino acids. The record is from RefSeq and is a predicted model, not a curated record.